UCAAGGGAGAAUGUUGUCAGCCUCUGGGUACUCGGUCCGGUAGGGAAGACCCGAGUGGUACCGACUCUGGUCCAAGAGUUGCCGCAGGCACACAGGUGUUGAGUUUGCGUAUUAACUUAACUCUGAAGGAGUUUGCGUCAGCUGGUUGCAGUUGGCGUUUGUUGGAGCAAUUCUAUCGGCGUGACAGAACAGCUUAGUGGAGGCUUCGGGCGGCUGACCCUUUCCUCUGGGACUCUCGUGCCACGAAGAGCUUUUAGGGGAGCUCAAGAAGCUGAACUUGAAUUGAGGAGAUUAGGUUUUAACAAAACCUCAGGACACGCCCUCUCAGAGAUAGAAAGCUUUGGUUAUGGAGCAAAAACAUGUGAGGUGCAGUUACCUUUACCCUGAAUGCAGUGUCCUGCAUGGUGUGUUUAAGUGUACAUUACCUUCUUUACACUGUUAAACAUUACUGAUUAUCAUAAAUAAUAAUUAUUAUUAACCAAAGAAUAAUAAUUCAUUUCAGUAAUUAAAUACAUUUAUAAUGAACCAUGAUGAUUAUUUAUGAACCUAUUAAUAGGACAGUGAAAAGCGUUUAUUAAAAAUGAUUCUUUAAAACCUUGAAGUGUCCUUCAGCUUGCGGAUGGAACAGCAGUCAGAUUAAAGAUGGUUUACAGCAGACUUGUGUCUCCCGUGAUGUAUAAUCUGUGAAUAGAAGUACAGCGUGACCUAGCUGGGGAAGUGUGACCUUUGGGUCACAAAUGAGGCCAUUCUUGUCGCUACAGACAACAUCACAUCCAUCAGAUUCAUUCAUCACCUAAGUGUUUCCUAGUUGUCAUGUUUUUAAUUGUUUAGAAAAUAAAUUCUUACUUUUUAUAAACCUUUUCUUGAAGUAACACGAAAAAGCAAAGAAUCUUCUGAUUAAACAUUCAAAGACCAAGCAGGUUGAUAUUCUAUAUUUAUAUAGAAUAGUACAUCUUCCUGGUCAUAAGUAAAGGUAAUAUAUUAAGCUUAAAAGCACAAUAUUUACCCCUCUACGUAUUACAUGUACAACGUUACAUGUUAUUGUUUUACUGUGUUCUUAGUAUUCUUCAUGUUUUAUUAGUAUUUUUAUCUUCUGUUUUAGUUCCUUAGAUUGGUCGUGUUUUGUUUUGGCCUGUGCAGCACUUUGGGCAGCUCCCGUGUUGCGUUUUAAAUGUACUAAAUAAAUAAACUAUGGUAUGGUAUGCCCCGUCCAGGCUUCUGCAACAGCCCAGCAGAGCUGAAGGGAAGAAGCAGCUGAGACGGGGAAAUGCAUGUGUGAAUCCAAAAAGUGCUUUGGGGUGUUUAUAAUGAGGAAAUAACAACAAAACACAGUCACAUGCCACAAAAUGUGCAUUUCACAUGAAAAAGGUGCUUAAAGUUGAACGACCCUGAUGGUCUUUCUGUAAAGGUUGGACCAUUUGGGUCUUUGAGGGAUCUGCUACUGAAAGCGGAGCUGAACACAUGCACACAGACACCAGAAAAAGUUUUCACAAACACAAAACUUUGUGGUGUUCAGAGACUCAGGGGAACACAUCGCCCCCUAAAGGCCAUCAGCUUUCAUCACAUAAUGCUGCAACAGUGUUUGUGCUCACUAACGAGGCCAGCUGAGAUGCUUCCUAAUGGACACUUAUCAACAGUUUCAGUGGUAAUUAGUCCGGUGGGACCGAACAAAACCCUGACAGAUGUUCAUCAGAGCUCCGAGAAUACGGCUGAUUACACAAUGUGCUCUGUUUAACUUCAAACUGUGUGUGUGUGUGUGUGUGUGUGUGUGUGUGUGUGUGAGUGUGUGCAUCUUUCAUAGACCCAACCUACUGAGUUCAUGCUGCAGACUCUGGCCUCUAACGUUCUUGUGCUGCCAUGAACGGAGCCUAUUGAACGGCCUCUUCUCUUGCCUCUGGUAGGACUUCUGCCUGUCAGCUGUUUCCUUUUCCCUCCAUGAUGGUUUCUCCUGGUCCUCCUGCUCUUCACUGGGUUUCUGUGAUGUUCCCUUCUGCUCACUGGAGGCCUACAAAUGUUCUCCAGGAUCUUAAGCAUUCAAGGAUGAUUUAUUUGUCAUUUCAACACAUGUCAGACAUGAAAUGGAAGAAAAUCUGUGUCCCUGUCCGCGUCUGCAGUAUUUAACCCUUUGGCCUCUAGGGUUUUGCUGCUGCAUUUGCUUUUCCCCCAUUUAGCGGACGCUCGGGCCCGAAGGGGUCAAUCCUGGCUGUGAAAACCAAACGGCAGGAAAACAGCAAACUGCUGAAGCACUCAUGUUCCAGGAUGUACUGGGACACUUGUUUGUCAAUUCAAUUCAUUUUAUAAACAUAGCACCAAGUCACAGCUAGGGAUGGGUACCUUUGACAUUUGAAUCGAUCCGGUACUAAUUCCCGGUACCUAGGAAUCGAUACCGGUACUUAACGGUACCAAUUUUCGAUACUUUUGAGUGUUUAAUAUUUUUAAUUCUCUUUUAUAAUUAAAUAUAUAUUUGUCUCAAUUUAUAACAAUAUUUGAUAAAUAUCACGAUAAAUAACAUACAACUGUUUGUAUUUUAACAUCGUCCUUGUAGUUUUAUAAGCUGAUAAUUAAACUGAAGCAAACAUCUUUACUGUGAACUAAAUUUACUGUGUAUCUUCAUUCCUUUUGCCGUCUUUUUUCAUUUGAUUUUUCCUACUGGGAAGUUAGAAUUUCCGAGGAGAAAGCGAACGCACCAUUAGAUGAUAACAAUGGUGGCAAUGGAAGCUAACAUAUCAAGCUAACGUUAUCUUUAACAGUUUAUUUAACUGCUGGAGCAGAUUAAAACGAUGAUGCCUCACACUUAGAUCGUUGUCGCUGGUUUCAUCUUCACCCAAUCACCCGUCGCAUUUAGUAAAGUGAAGCCAAACUUUAGAGCGCGUUCAUGUUCAUCUGGUCGAAAAUUCGGAGUUCCGAGGAGAAAGCGAACGCACCAUUAGUGAAAUGGAAGCUAACAAAUCAAGCUAACGUUAUCUUAAACAUUUUAUUUACCUACCGGAGCUGCGCUGUUUACAACUGGCUCGCAGCGACCGAUGACAUAACGCUCUUGCGCAUGCACAGCUGUCUAGGCAAGUUCUCGUUGUGAAGGACGGGUACCGAAACGAGGCACCGUUUCAAAUGAAGUGAAUCGGUGCUCGGUCGGUACUGUGGAAUUCGGUCGGUACCUUAAAAAGUACCGAAUUCGGUGAUCUUCACGGUACUGAAGUGAGACAUCAUUCCACCUGAGGUCAGGUCCUGAUGUCCGAGGCUCCUCCCUCUGCGGUCAGCUCGAGGUGCCUGAACGCUAAAACAGCUACUUUCUGAUCUGCUUUGCCUGAGGCCCUGAAUCACACACAUGAUGUUCUUCUGUUUAAAUGAAGUAAUGAUGCGUGUUUCAACCACGCUUGUCUACUAAUCACACAUGAGUCCAGCAAGCCUCCGCUUCCUGAGCAGCUAAAGGAACAGGUGUGUCUUUCUAGCCGGGCAGAAGGUGUAGCUUCAGCCGAGUUGGUCCAAAAUGUGAACAGCUAGAUUCCUGAAGCUUGAGCCCGCUGCCACUGCUGCCCCUCUUAUGUGUUGGUGCAUGACCUUGGUCUUCUUCACACCGAUGCAGAGGUUUCCUCUACUCCAACCCUCCAGGUGUUCCACCUCCUUCCAGUGGGCGGACACGUCGUUGGUUUUGAAUGUAUGGAAAUCCGUGUAGCAGGAGCUCAGGAGGCCUUGUGAUUGGAGGGUUGUGGGAUCGAUCCCAGCUCCUACCUGCUGUUGGGUCCUUGGGAAGAUGCUUCGCCUUACUUGUCUGUGUUGGUGGAGGUGGUCAGAGUGGCUGAUGGUACAAAUGGAAGCAUCACCAUUGUCAGACCACCCCAGUGCAGCUGUGGCUACAUAGUAGCUCACCAUCACCAGCAGUGUGAAUGUGAGCGUGCAUAACCGUGUACCAGAGUCGGGUCCGAGCUGAUGUCACGUCUACAAAGAGCAGGCGGACAUGAGUGGGUGACGGCAUGUGGCACAUACUGGUACCGACCCUCACCUCCCUCCUCCUACCGUCCAGUCUCAGGGUGAAGGACGUGAGAUGAGACUCUCUGCUCUCUCUUCAAGGUCAUCUCCAGUGUGACCUUCAGGUAGCUCCGCCCCUUCAGCUCUGAUGUGUGCACCUCUCUGAGUUCGACCCAGAGGGUUUCAUCUUCAUCGGCUCUGGUUGUGACAAACUACAUGAAGCUGUCACAGGUUAUAGUGAUGGACCCUCAGGAGGUUCCUGAUGAGCACACCGGUGGUUACCGGGCAACAGCUGGUCUGUUGGACGCGACGCUCCAGAUAAAAGUGUGUGUGCUGUCUCAGCUGGUGGUCUGGGGGUGGAGUGUGUGCGUGUCUCCUUUAGGCUUAAAAACAGGAGCUGAACUUAGUGAUGAAUCUGGUUCUGAGAGGCUCGGUUCGCUCAGAUCAGAACCUCACUCUGCUGAAUAGUGCACAGCUAGUGUGUGUGUGUGUGUGUGUGUGUGUGUGAGACCUCUGACACCACGCCGUUCGUGUUUUUGUGCCACAGUUUCCUCUGCAGAUGAUUUCAGGGUUUUGUUUACUGAUGUUUGAAAUGAAGUUUUGACUUGUUCUGUGACGAAACGCUCAGCGCCGGUCGGACUCUGGUUCUGGUCUGAUCCGGAUUCCUGGUAAGACUCGGGUCCGGACCUGCAGAUGAAACAUGAACUGGACUUUGGACCUGGACAUCCUGACCCUGGAGGCUCUGAAGGUGAACUCCCAGUCCUUCCUGCCUGCCUUCAUCCUCCUGCUCCUUGUCUAUGUCUUCAUCGUGGUGUCCAAUGUGGGCUUGGUGGUUCUGAUCCUGGCUGGUCAGACCCUUCAGCAGCCGAUGUACCUUCUCUUCUGUAACAUGAGCAUCAAUGAUGUUUUUGGGGCCACGGUUACUGUCCCCCAUGUCCUCAGAGACCUGAUCCUGUGGGACAUGGAGCGCCACGUCCACUACACUGACUGUGCUGUCCAGGCCUUCUGCGUCCACCUCCACGCCAGCGUCUCCCACACUGUCCUCAUGAUCAUGGCCUUCGACCGAUACGUGGCUAUCUGCAGCCCACUGAGGUACGCCACCGUGAUGACCCACAAGAUGGUGGUGAGUCUGUCCUGGGCUGCCUGGGGAUCAGCUGCGGUGCUGGUUCUGGUUCUGAUCGGUCUCAGCUUGCGCCUGUCACGCUGCCGAAGGCUGGUCUUCAACCUGUACUGCGACAACGCCUCUCUAUUCAGCCUCUCGUGUGAAAACCUCCUCGUCAACAACAUCUACGGACUCGGCUACACGGUGGUUCUUCUGGGCUCGUCCAUCUGCAGCAUCAGCAUCACCUACCUGAAGAUCGCCGUCGUGUGUCUCCGCAGCAGGAGCAAGGUCCUGAACAGCAAAGCGCUGCAGACGUGCGUCUCUCACCUGGUGGUCUACAUCACCCUGCUGGUGUUGGGCUUCGUCAUCGUCAUCCUGCACCGCUUCCCACAGCUGUCUGACCACAGGAAGGUGGCGGCGGUCCUCGGCCACAUCGCCCUUCCUGCUCUGAACGCCAUCAUCUACGGGCUGCAGAUCAAAGAGGUCCGGCGGAAGAUCAGGGCUGUGUUUCAGAAGAACCAAGUGAAGUGAUCCUCAGAAUCCUCCCAGAUGUUUGUCUGGUUCCUGACCUUCAGUCCUGACUUCACAAUAAAAGUUUUACGACAUCAGCUAGCCUGUUCAGAACCAAACUCAUCACUCUUCCCAUGAUGCACUUGGAGGGC
Nothobranchius furzeri (turquoise killifish) is the source of this 5730-nucleotide messenger RNA. NCBI's taxonomy places the organism in Eukaryota, Metazoa, Chordata, Actinopteri, Cyprinodontiformes, Nothobranchiidae. The record is from RefSeq and is a predicted model, not a curated record.